AUGAAGUAUCGUAUAAAAGGCAAGGAAGAAGCUGGGAAAAUCGACAGCUUCUUGCUUUCAGCUCUUCAAUCGCCUUCAACAAUGCUUUCUACUGUAAGUUUUUCGAAAUUCAUAAUCGAGAAGGUCAGGCAGCUUUUCAGAAAGAAAUUCUAUUUUUUAUAGACUUAUGGAAGGAAUUUUCAAUUUACCAAAUCUUCUCAAUAUAAGCCAUCGAAAAAAGUGUCCUGACACGAUAAUAAAAGAGACAGUGUCUGGUUUGUGGAGAGCACAGACAGGCCACGCCCCUAAAUUACCCAUGAACCGGCUAUAGUUCAAUUCAACUUUGCAAUCCGUUUCUAAGAAGCGGAAAGUUUAACUUUCUUCAAACCCCAACCCUUUUCAAGGCUUCGAUCCUUCUCUGCUGCGCCGGAGCUGCUUUGGCCAUGUUUCCCGUACCCUGGAAUGAAUGGGAAACGGCCUCGGAAUGUACGGAAACCAACAACAAUUCUCGCAAAACCAAGUCCCAAGCCUGGAAAUCUGCCAAAUGAUCGCUCGCAACCCCAUCGGUAGGAAGAAUCCCAAACAGAAAAAUAAGACUUUUUCAGCCAUUCAACGCAUCCUGGCCAUCCUGAGACAGUCCGAAAUCGAACUGAACACUCUUCUCCGCUCCGGAUACUUCAACAACCAGCAGUUCGGACAGCAGGGAAUCUACUCGGGCCUUGGCCAAAACUUCGGUCUUGGAAACAACGGCUUCUCCGGACUUUCGGGAUUCGACGGACUCAAUGGAAUGAGCGGCAUGAACGGAAUGGGCUUCGGCAACAGCGGCCGUCUCAUGGGCCUCAAGAAAUAA
Caenorhabditis auriculariae is the source of this 829-nucleotide messenger RNA. Lineage: Eukaryota; Metazoa; Nematoda; Chromadorea; Rhabditida; Rhabditidae. The record is from the annotation of a GenBank genome assembly.